AUGGAUUCUGUUAGCAAAUCUACCUUAAUAAAGCUGCCCCCCUCACUAGCCUCAAGCCCAAGCAAAUCAAGCUUUUCUUUCUCUACUCCAAAGCCCUUUAUACACAACUCAUAUUCAGAUCUCAAGAACAUUUGAGCUCCAACUGCCAUUAAGAAGGACAAGAUGGACUUUUUAUCCUGUUUUUUCAUAUCAACCUUUAUACCCCUGGGCAAUAUAAUGCCCAUCCCAUUAUGUAGUUGGUUUGGGAAAUAACAGUUGCCAAGUCAACUCUGCCAGUUGACUAACGAAGUAUUAGCUUUUUACUUACCAACUGAUAGAGUUGACUUGGCAACUGAUUUUGGCGGGGAAACUCCACCAGUUGAGCUGGUAUUGUACAUCCAGAACGAUCCAAAAAUAGCCCUGGGCUAUAUCCUUUUUCUUAGGUAGUCUUUCUUCUAUGAUUUUUGUUCACUGAUUUAUUGCAGACACCCCUUCACUAAUUCCUCCUGUAAGAGAAGUCCUUCAGCCCAUCAUUAUAAAAGAGAUCCAAGAAGACUCUUUAGACACAUAUAUUAAUUAUGCAAGUAUUUCAAAUAAAGCAGAGAUUAUUUCAGAGUUCUCUACAGCUGAAUAUCAUGGCGCUUUAUCCUGGUUUUCUAAUAAUCGAAGAGAAUCUGCAUUAUCUGAUGACAACUCUUUAGGAAAUUGUUGGGCUUUUGCAGGAAACCAAGGACAAUUAGCUAUUCAGCUCGGAUAUGAAAUAUACCCCGAGCAAUUUUUUAUGAGGCAUGUUAAUGUAAAAGCUAUAUAGAUUGUGGAUUAUGUGACAGCACCAAAACAGUUUAAAGUGUGAUCUACAGAAACUUCAACUGAAAGUAAUAAGUGCUCUUUAUUAGGAAUUUAUAGCUUUGAUUUAAGGAUUAAAGGUGAAAAAAGAAAAGCCUGAGAAUUAUUUAAAUGUAAAAAUAGCUGUGAUAUUGCAAUCAGCGGAAUUCUUCUAGAAAUUGAUUCAAAUUAUGGUGGAAAUAAUACAUGCGUUUAUCAAUUUGGCUUACAUGGAAGGCCAAAAUAA
This is a messenger RNA of Blepharisma stoltei, 1051 nucleotides long. Lineage: Eukaryota; Ciliophora; Heterotrichea; Heterotrichida; Blepharismidae. The record is from the annotation of a GenBank genome assembly.